AUGGGAGCUCCAUCCGGAAAACUACAAUGGGAUGAUAAGGAUCUUCUCCAGGUCGCUGUACCGCCAUUCACUAAGCUGUCUACUACCAUUCCAUCUACAAGCAACUCAUCCGGGACGGAUUCGACCAAAUGGAGGGUCUUACAAAGCGCCGGUACGGCUAGGCUGCAUCAUCCAGAGUGGACGCAGGAUACGCUUUUUCUAGAUACCGCCAACCUGCCUGCUAAAAUGCCCAGGAUGUCCGAUGAUGUUCUUCUUUCGCAAUUUUAUGAACAUUCACUGUCUGUUUUAGGGACAAGCUUCUCCUCUGAGUCUGAUAACAAUGACACUACUCUGCCUUUUGAUGAAGAUAGUGACAUCAAUGAGAUCACAAGCUCCGGGAUUGCGGGCAGCGCCGAAGCAGUACCUUUCCCUUAUCCAUGUGAACUGCAUAAUAUCAAGGAUAUCCCCAAUACAACGUAUCUUCGAUCCAUAAUUCCGCAAACUCCGAGUGUCAAUCUUGUUGUGGCAGUCAUAGGCAUCAACCCCGUACGGCGAGUGACAGCACGACAAUCAAAACAAGAGCUAGAUAUCUUGGAGAUCAUUGUCGGAGACGAGACCAGGACCGGAUUUGGAGUUACUUUCUGGCUUCCCAGAAACCAUAAACAACUAAACACUCUUGCCGCUGAGUUUAGAGAGAAAAUUUUGGGCAUACGCCUCCGCGAUAUCGUACUUAUAAGGAACGUGGGACUAAGUUCCUUUCAGGACCUGGUAUACGGUCAAAGUCUUUGGAAAGGUAUGACCAAAGUGGAACUCUUGCAUCGACAACAGGUUGACUCGCAAGAUGUCCAGGGGGCAUACUCUACAGUCGCGAUUGAAACAGCGACUCGUGAAGAUAGACUACUUUACAAAGUAUGCAAUGUGCGUAACUGGUUGAUGAAUUUUGUCGGGACUAAAGCGCGAUGUGGCCGUCAUGAUGUUGGACAGCCAUUACCACCAGACACUCAGUAA
Talaromyces amestolkiae is the source of this 987-nucleotide messenger RNA. RefSeq lists its product as uncharacterized. The record is from RefSeq and is a predicted model, not a curated record. Lineage: Eukaryota; Fungi; Ascomycota; Eurotiomycetes; Eurotiales; Trichocomaceae. The transcript has a single exon. Bases 1 to 987 code for a protein of 328 amino acids.